This is a messenger RNA of Cercospora beticola, 1261 nucleotides long. RefSeq lists its product as uncharacterized. The record is from RefSeq and is a predicted model, not a curated record. Lineage: Eukaryota; Fungi; Ascomycota; Dothideomycetes; Mycosphaerellales; Mycosphaerellaceae. Gene Ontology annotation, biological process: spliceosomal snRNP assembly; mRNA cis splicing, via spliceosome. Gene Ontology annotation, cellular component: cytosol; pICln-Sm protein complex; spliceosomal complex.
CGUUUUCCCGACAUUGUUUUUAGAGCGUGCUGCUCUCCAUCGUCGAGAUCAGUCUGCGCCAUUGGAGCGGGCAGUGCUGAAAAGUAAUCCCCACCAUGGCAGCACUGGAAGCAUUGGACUUCGUCCCCGCCGUCGACAAGUUCACGCCACUGUCCCAGCAUCAAGAACAGACUCCCGGCACCUUCUUCGAUGGUCCGCCGGUGCUUCACCUCCAUGCACCGAACACACAUAUCACUCUGCCGCUCGCCUCGCACCAAAAGCACCAACCGCUCAAGAACCUAGCGGAGACCGUCAACGAUGAUGUAGCACAAGAGGGCAAUGUUCGCCUCGCAGAUGUCGACGUGUGGGUGACAUCAAAACACUUGAUCUUACACUCAACCAACUCAAAUGGCGGCUGCCGCUUUACCUAUCCCGCCAUCACCAUCACGGCUAUCGACGGCGAUGCAGUCCUCCUCGAGCUUAACCUGUCUGAUGCAGAUACCGCCGACGACGACAUCGAGUACUUCCAAUUGAAAAUAUUUGCUACUGGGGUACAACACGGCGCAUCGGAUGCUCAAGCAACUGCGGGUAGCUCUAAUGGCACCAACGGCACAACAUCAGACAAUGACGCGACCACGGCCCUGUACAAAGCAAUCGCAGAUUGCCAGGAACUGAACCCUGAUCCUCCAAUGCCUGGAGAGGAAGGCGAGGAUGGGGAGCCCGUCUUCGAUGAGACGGCGCCAGGAGCUACGGGAUGGAUUACGAGUGAGAAUAUGGAUCAGUUCAUGGACGCUGACGGGAACUUUCGAAUGCCAGAAGGCGUGACGUUCAUUGGAGGAGAAAGUGAAGAUCAAGAAGGCGCGACUACCGAAGGUGUCCAAGCACCACUUGGCGAGGGUGCAGGCAGAACGCGAACUGCGGCAGAAGCUGGUGUUGAAAGGGAAGACGAGAACAAGUGGCGCGCAACUGGCGACUGAGGGGACAAAAGCGCAGAGCGGCGAAGACAAGCAUAUGCGACACUUUCGCACGAAGUUACGAGCUGUGGAAAGUCUGGCCCACAUGGACUAUUUCCAAAGAAGCGCGGUCGUUUCUGUCGACCCAAUCCGACAUUGCCUCCAACGCUACAGCCUUGGCUUGCCUGCUGUCAGCGGAUCUGCCACUGCCGGGUUCUUCGUAUUCACAGGACUAAACCAAGGGUGGACUGGAGGAGAGUCUUUUUGCACAGUCGCAGUAAAGACAGCUUUCCUCUUCUCCAGGAAUGCAGCAACAGCCUCGUCAUUAU